Messenger RNA from Pangasianodon hypophthalmus (striped catfish), 1124 nucleotides. It is a transcript of the gene ccl34b.4, whose product is annotated as chemokine (C-C motif) ligand 34b, duplicate 4. The transcript has 4 exons. Bases 66 to 368 code for a protein of 100 amino acids. Gene Ontology annotation, biological process: immune response. Lineage: Eukaryota; Metazoa; Chordata; Actinopteri; Siluriformes; Pangasiidae. The record is from RefSeq and is a predicted model, not a curated record. Gene Ontology annotation, molecular function: chemokine activity. Gene Ontology annotation, cellular component: extracellular region.
CCUCACAGUUACCAACCAGUAGCUGACUGAAACCAACCCACUGAAAGAUCUACCCACUGAGAACCAUGCUGGAUUGCAGUAAAAACUGGCACACUUUUUUGGUUGUGCUGCUUGCACUUUUUGGAUGCAUCACCGCUGCACCUGGUAACUAUCGUCGACCUACCAAAGUUGGUCUCGUGUGCUGUGAGGCAGUCUCCAAAGCAGUUAUACCACCUUCUAUAAAGCUCACUGCAUACAAGCGCCAGAAUGCCCUGAAACCUUGUGUGGAAGCUGUCAUAUUUUUCUCAGAGAAUGAAAAAUAUUGCUCUGACCCUGCUGCACGCUGGAUCCCAAAGAAAAUGAAAGGUUUGACAGAGAUCAAGGAAUGAAAAUGCCAGACAAAUCGUUUGCAGCCACCUUCCUUUUUGCCUGCAAUAUUUUUUACAUACAUUAAAAGCAAAAAAUAAAAAUUAAAAAAAAAAAUAAUAAUAUUAAUAAAUAAAUAUGUUGCAUUACUUCAAACAGUUUUACAUACAAUGCAAGGUAGAAUGUAGACCGUUUUGCAUGACUUAAUGUACACCUACGUAGUGCUAGGAACCAUUAUGCUCCAAGGUCAGGUUUUACUAUGACUGUAAGCUUUGCUGUAACCCUUUGUAUCGCUUUAUUUUAAUGUGCUUCCACCAGUUUAAUAUAGUCGACAGUUUAAAUACUGUGAACUCUUAAAGCUACUUGAUUAAUGAAAAUAAUGAUGCAUAGUAGUACGGUUCACCUUUAAAAUUUCAUAGUUUUUGAAAAAGGACAUAUGUGCUUACUUUAAUACAAGUGUACUGAAUUCUUAGAAGCCUCAAGGCUUCUUUGUUGUUCCUCUAUGUAAACUCCUACAAAUGAGUGUUUUUCUAUCAGUAACGAUCCCAAGUAGAAUGCUACUUUCACACGUAAUCGAUCUUGCUUCAGUAAGUCCAGAGAGAGUUGACGAGUGUUUGCUUUACCUAGGUAGUAAGCAACACCUACUGAAACUGACGUAUAAUAUCUGUGUCAUAUAUUGCAAUAUUUGUAAUAUUUGCAGAAUAUUUUAUAAGCAAUGUCUGCAUUUUCACCAAUGAAACAGUCUACAUAAUAAAACACCAUUACCUUGCAAAAAAAAA